This is a messenger RNA of Cinclus cinclus, 2896 nucleotides long. RefSeq names its product RUN domain containing 3A (gene RUNDC3A). Gene Ontology annotation, cellular component: cytosol. The record is from RefSeq and is a predicted model, not a curated record. The transcript is spliced from 10 exons. Lineage: Eukaryota; Metazoa; Chordata; Aves; Passeriformes; Cinclidae. The coding region runs from base 818 to 2293 and encodes 491 amino acids.
CCCCCAGCCUUAUCUGGGCACUGCCAUGGGCUCCCCUCCCUGCACAGCCGUGGGGAUUUCGGGGGUCCCUCCCUGCACUGUGCCCACCUGUCCCCAGCUGGGUUCUCUCUUGGCAGGAGCAGAGGGGGCGUGUGGCACCCUGGUGGGCACAGGGAGGUGGGACAUGUCCCCAUGGGGGAUGUCUGUGUGCUGAGGGUUACUCUGAUUUAUCUGGGGGCUGUGGAGGUUUAGGCGGCUGCUGUGGGAUUCACCAGCACCACCACCCCCCUUCCCGAUUUCUCUGUCACAACAACGGGGAAACUGAGGCACAGUGAAAAUCGGGGGUGGAGGGUUGCCCCCCAGAACAGUCAGCCCCUGCCCACCCCGGUGAAGGGGGUCCCUCGCCCCCGCAGACCUCGCGGGGGAGGGAUGGUGACGCUCAGCCCCCCAAAACGGGGAUCGAGCCAGGGCAAGGCAGGGGGUGGCGAUUUGAGCCUGGGGUGGGCAAAAGACCCCCCCAAAAUCCCGGUGGCUGCCCCCUCCCCUUGGCUUUACCCAGGGGGUCCCUCACCAGUGGCACGUCACGCGGGGAGCGACAGGGUGGGGACCCCCCCGGGGGACUCCGGCCCUCCCCUCUUUACCCUGCCCCCCCCCCCCCAUCCCCCGGAGAGAGAUUUGGGGGGCCGGGGGCGGGGAGAGCAUCCCUUUGGGGGGGCGGCGCACGGCCCGUGGCGUGGGCACCGGCGGAGCAAAGCGUGCGCGGAGCGGGGGCCGCGGCGUGGGGGGGUCCCCACGGGGGAAGGGGCAUCGCCCGCGGCCGGGGAGCCUGGGCCGCUGGAUGGAAGCGAGCUGGGUGCCGGCUGCCAUGGCUCUGGGGCUCUCCAACAAGAAAGCUUCCUCCAGGAAUAUCGCCGUGGAGAGGAAAAACCUCAUCACCGUCUGCAGGUUCUCGGUGAAGACCCUUCUGGAGAAGUACACGGCGGAUCCCAUCGACGACUCCUCCGAGGAGUUCGUCAACUUCGCUGCCAUCCUCGAGCAGAUCCUCAGCCACCGCUUCAAAGGUAAUGGUGGCCCCAGGACUGUCCCUGUCCCCAGCCCUGUGUCCCGUGGUGGAUGGGGAUGCCCAUGCUGGCUCCGGGAAGUGGGUCCAGCUCUGGUGGAGGGGCUUGGCUGUCACAGCACCCCUGAGCGCAGCCUGUGGGUGCCUGCAGGUCCUGUCAGCUGGUUCAGCUCUGAUGGACAGCGUGGAUUUUGGGAUUACAUCCGCCUGGCCUGCAGCAAGGUCCCCAACAACUGUGUCAGCAGCAUCGAGAACAUGGAGAACAUCAGCACCUCCAGGGCCAAGGGCCGGGCCUGGAUCCGUGUGGCACUGAUGGAGAAGCGAAUGUCCGAGUACAUCUCCACGGCCCUGAGGGACACUCGGACCACCAGGAGGUUUUAUGAUGACGGGGCCAUCAUGCUGCGGGAGGAGUCCACAGUGCUCACGGGGAUGCUCAUCGGGCUCAGUGCCAUCGACUUCAGCUUCUGCCUGAAGGGAGAGGUGAUGGACGGUAAAACUCCCGUGGUCAUUGACUACACACCCUACCUGAAGUUCACACAGAGCUAUGACUACCUGAGUGAGGAGGAGGAGCGGGGCAGUGUGGAGAGCAGCACAAGCGAGGACAGCUCACCUGAACACCCCUACCUGCCCCUGGUGACUGACGAGGACAGCUGGUACAACAAGUGGCGCAAGAUGGAGCAGAAAUUCCGCAUUGUUUAUGCCCAAAAGGGGUACCUGGAGGAGCUGGUGCGGCUGCGGGAGUCGCAGCUGAAGGACCUGGAGGCGGAGAACAAGCGGCUGAAGCUGCGGCUGGAGGAGGUGAUGGUGCAGAACCAGCUGGAGAAGAGGGAGCUGGAGGGCGUCAUCCUGGAGCUGCAGGAGCAGCUGACGGGGCUGAUCCCCUGCGAGAACCCACAGCUGGCCCAGCUCUCCAAGGAGAUGGUGACACCCCUGGUCAACCAGUGGCCGUCCCUGGGGACCCUCAAUGGCAACGAGAGCGGCUCGGACAGCAAACUCUACAGAAGGCACAGCUUCGUGAGCACCGACCAGCUCUCGGCCGAGAACAGCCUCAGCUCCGACUCCCAGCGCCUGGGCGAGGGCAAGCGCGAAGGGGAGCCCUGGGGGCCCUUGGGGAAGGACCCCACGCCCUCCAUGCUGGGGCUCUGCGGCUCCCUGGCCUCCCUGCCCAGCUGCAAGUCCCUGGCCAGCCUCAAGUCCAACGAGUGCCUGGUGAGCGACAGCACGGAAGCCAGCCCGACCCGCAGCCCCAGCUGAGACCCCCGGCCCCCGCGCCGCCCCCCGGCCCGGCUGCCCGGCCGGCACAGGACUGAGCUCGGCCCCCCUCGCCACCCCGGGACAACGAGGAAUUCGCCGAUCCCACCGGGGGAGGCUGGGGACCGGCAUCCCCCUCCCCAUCUCCAGACCCCACCCCGGCCAUACCUCGGCCCCCCCCAGCCUGGACCCCGGCUGGACACACGGACCUGUGGGGAUGGGGGAUGCAGGACUGGGGGCCAGGCGAGCUGGGGAUGGGGGAAUGAAGGAACGAACUGUGCCACGGUGGGGGGGACACUGGCAGUGACAGCUGCUGGGGAGCAAGGGGAGGCCGGGGCCAGGGGUGAAGGUCCGGCAUGACCCCACUCUCCGUCCUGCUCAGCCCUUGGUGCCCACCCGGGCUGGCCUCCCCCAGCUCCCCUGCACUUGGGGGGGCUCUCUGUCCCCCUUGCAGCUCCCCCACAACAGGGAGGACUCUUCUUCCCCCUUCCUCCCCCUGGAGCUUUGGGUUGUUUUGGGUGAUUUUCGUUUUUAUUUCAGCCCCAUCUGCCUUGUUGGAGCAAAAGGAAUCAAUAAAUGCAGCAAGAAGAGCGGGCCUGUCACCCA